GAUCUACGGCGACAGCUUUCCUUCAAGCAGUGAUGAGCAGUGCUUCUCCCCCCGAGGCCUGAAGCGCCUCCAUGGCCUCACUUCGCAGUGCAAGGAUCUCAUCCGCCAGGGCUACUUCCUGGACAUCCCGCAGUCCCGGGCCCUCUUGGAGGAGGAGUGCUCCCACAGGCUGGACAAUGGGUACCACCUGGAGCUCCUCAAGGCGCCGCUUCGGGACUACCUCCUGGACCUGGAGUUGCGGCUGGGCAUCGAGCUCCACUUCCUGGCGAAGAUGGCCGAGGUCCUGGAUGGCCGUGGAGCUCUCCACCCUCGAAGGGAGACUUCACCGUCCGAGAAAGUUCUGAGGUCUCUUGGGUGGGAGAUGCAGGUUGACUUCGAGCACCUCUCGGAAGCCGAGCUCGUGGCCCCCACCUAUCUCGACUCCAUCUUGAAGGUGAUGAAUCUCAAGGCCGGGGUCCGCGACGACGACGAGAAGAGGCAAGCCUUUAAGGAUGUGAUCCAUGGAGCCGCCCGGAAGAAGGACGAGAACCUCGGUCAAUUCGCGACGAGGCGACUCCGUGACUUCACCAAGGCCGCGACCUACGGGAUCACCCUGCCCCCCGAGUUCCGAGUGUCCUUGAUGAAGGAAGGAGCCGGCCUCAGCGACCAGAACUUGCAGAACCUGGCCGUGCUCACUCAGGGCAGGGAGAUGGACGUGGACUUCCUGGCUGCCGCGAUGGCCAAGAUGGACGUUCGGGCCGAUCGCCUUUCCGGCUAUGCCGAAGUGGAUCCCGCGGCAUCUCUCAGCUUCGCCGAGGGCACGAGUGGACUCCGUGAACUUGAACAAGAAGAGUCUGAAGAAGAGGAGUCCUUGGACGAUGAGGUGGUUCUCUCCGAGCUGGAGGACCUGAACUUCUCCGAGGACCAGGCGCAGAUGGUCUUUGCGAUCCUGGAGAACCGACCGCCGAGACGCCGGAGGACGUGGAAGGAGAACAAGAUGUUCAAGGCUGAAGCGAGAAAGGAUCGAAAGCCCUUUCGCAAAGGCGACGCCCCUCCUGAUGGAGGCCGAGCUUCUGGAAUGCGUGCGGGCCUCUCCCGGGAUCAGCUGAAGAAGAUCUCCACCUGUCGUAACUGUGGCAGGAAAGGCCACUGGGCGGAGGACUGCACGCAGCCAAAGAGUGGAGGACCAGGAGCUGACCGUGGUCGGGUAUCUGGCUUCUGCUAUCUUGGGCAGGAGAAUCCUGGAGGCAACGCAUUCUGUGGGCUGACGGCGUCUGAGUGGAGCAAGGUCCUUGCAGCAGCCAAGGACCUGAUCGGGGAGUGCGCCCUUGCAGCUCUUGGACAUGUCUUGGCAGACGCCGGCUUGAAGUACGUAGACGUGCCUGUGGAUUCCCAAGGACCUCCAACCGGGAUUGGAGGAGCCGCCACCGUGACCCGAGCCGUUCUGGUCCCCAUUUCACCAGAAGGAGUUCCGGGGGUCGUGCACUUCACCGUGAUCAAGGAGAAUGUUCCCCCGCUGCUCAGCGUCGGGUUGCUUGAGCACUUGGGGGCCACGCUUGACCUUGUCGAGAACCAGGUGCAUUUUAAGAGCAUCAAUGUCGUCCGGCGCAUGCAGAAGGAAGCCUCAGGUCACCGUACCAUCUCCCUCGUCGAGUGGGAUGGAUCGCUUUUCCCCGUGCCCAAGGAGGCUCGAGAUCGUUUUGGACUCUCAGCAGAUUCGUUCAUGUUGAAGCCGAAGGGCCAGCCCUCCUCCGCGUACGCAAAACAAAGCGAAGCCCAGGGAGAUCUUUGCAGUGCACAGGUUCCAGCCCCGCUCCCACUCGUGAACAUGGACACUCAGAGAGGCUCCCUCGUGGGGCAGAGAUGGCGGGCGCUGGUGAACCGAGUGUUCUUCAUGAUGGAAACGACCAGGAUGAUGUAUGUGCGGCUGGUGAUGGCCGAGAAGGGUCAAAAGUCGAUCAAGUCCGACCGGCGCAAGUACAUCGAGUCCGAGAACCAGGCCCCCGGCAAGUGCCUCCACACCGGUCCUCAUAUCAACCGGGGGAAUCAGUAUGCAAGCUGGCAGGUGUGCAAGACCUGCAACGCCCGGAUCAACUACGCGAGCCGCGGAAGGAGCAAAGCCAAGCCGAAGGCGAAAGCCCUCGGGACACCUGUGACCACCUCGCCGGCCUCAACAAGGACGCAAGGUCCGAUCUUCGAGCCCAAUCCGCGCAGGACAGGACGGCAGGAGGAAACACAGGGUGCGGCAUCCAGCUCCUCGAACACCUCCCCGGAGGUGGCCACGGCUCUUCAGAUGAUGGCGGCGGGCUUCCAGCAGCUGAACUCCACCAUGGCGGAGCUCAUGAAGGGGCAGAGCCAAAUGAUCAUGAUGAUGGCCAAUGCCACGCCGGGCAAGGCCUUCGACCAGAUGACCUUCGACGAGGCUUCCCAGAUGGCGGCGCAGGCGACAACCGAGCACUUUGCGAUGAACGUGGACGAGGAGGACGACGAGAACGGCAGCUGGUCUCCAGUGGCACCUCAGGAGAACCACCCCGACGAGGUGGGAAAUCCCAACCUCCUCCUCUGGGCCUCGUCACUUGUGCACUGGGGGCAGUGCUCACGGGAGCUUCAAGAUCACCUACGCCCCCGAGGUGGAGGGGCGAGCAGCUGGAUUGUGUACAACGAGAGUGCAAUGGAUGGAAGUCAAGAUGGCCCAGAACAUCUCCGACACCCUUGGGUCCGAGUGCAUGAGAAGUGCCCUCCCGGGUCUACUGUGCUAUGGCACGAACUACGAGACGAAGAUGGACGAGUCCGAGCACGAGGCCCGGGAGAGAUUCAGACAGUCGACCCAGGUGGAUCUCACGAAAUUCGUCGGUGGGUCAUUGAUGAGAAGCUGAUCCUCCCCUUCCACCUGCACGAUCCAUCGGUCGGCGUCUUUGGCAUGAAUGCCGAGGGCGAGGAAUGCUCGUUCGGACCGUACUGGCACUUCUCCGCGGAGCUCCUCGGCGACGACGGGCACGACGAAGCGGUCGUGAUGCUACAGACUGGAGGUGAAGAUGCCCUACGUCGACUCGGAGAGCUAGCCAGGGGUCGGUCGCGGGAGAUGCAACAGAACCGAUUAGAUGUGCUCGAGAUCUUCCACGCGGGCGCCUUCUCUACUCUGGCGCAGCAGAAUGGACUCAAGGUCUUGGAACGCCCGACCAAGUUCUCUGUGGAGGACGGCUGGACAGGCCUGGGUGCAAAACAACGUCGACAUCUACGACAAGACCUUCUUCAUUACCGGCCCCGGUUGGCGACGAUGAAGCUAAGGCCUGCCGGAGAAGAGAAAGGCGGUGGGUCUGGGCCCUCUCAGGCCGACCGCAUCAGGGAAGCUGUUCAGGCAGCAAUGGCGCUGGAGGUUGCCGAGGGCCAGCUUGAGCGUGGGGACAAGUUCCUUCUAGAAGCCCCUCAAACUUCAGAUUGUUGGAGAUCAGACCGAAUGGGCCACCUUAUGGCCCUUCCAGACGUUUCUGUGAUUGAGGGGGACUUUGGAGGUCAGUUCGUGACGAAUGAUGUGGGGAUUUCGCAGAACUUGAUGCUGAUGAUGAAGGGAGAGCACGCCAACGACUGUCCUCAGGAGCCCCCGGAGAAAGGACCCGACCUCGUCGAGCAAGCCCAGGCGCACGCAACAAGCUUUGUUUCUGACGUGCCGGGGAGGAUCUUCAAGAAGUCCGAGAACCUCGCCGAGAUCUUGUUCCGGAAGGGGGACUUUUCACAUCAAGCAUGUCGUCGGCUCCUCAAGAGUAUUCCUUGGAAGGAGCUACCGCUCGGGAGACCUGGAACCUCCGCCCUAGCUCGAGAGAGACGUCAUACCGUGACCCUCGGGCAGUUUACUCAUGGAGGCGUCGGAGGAGUCACCCGGGCUACGAUGAUGAUCCCGGAGGCCACCAAAUACUUCAACCGUUACUUGACUCUUCAGGGAGCCGUGGAGCCAAGGUCUUCUUUGACGAUCGGGAUCAACAGCAGCCUCUCCUACCACCGGGACGUCCACAAUGUCGGUCUGAACUGCUCGAUUGCCCUGGGACAGUUCACUGGCGGGGAAAUUUGGACAGAAGAUCAAGAAGGACCUGUGCGAAGGCAGGUCAGUCCGGAGCGGUGGGUUGCCGGUCGUCUACACAAAACACACCAUCGGCUGCUGUGCUUCUCGCCAAAGGAGCUUCAUCGAGUGGAACCACACCGAGGAGAACGCUGGAGUAUCACCGGGUUCCAGACUCGCUCGUCCACUCGGCUGGCGGCUUCGGAACAAGCAGCUCUGGGAGCUCUGGGGUUCAAUCUUCGAGGAUAUGGGGUGGCUGUUCAAAAUUGCCACCGCCGUGAUUUAGCGCUCCUGGACGCCUCCUUCUUCGCCACUACCAGCUCGACUUUCUGCCGGGUGCCCGCCGAGGUCAUGAACAAUAAGAACCACAACUUCGUUGAGGCGGAGGAGGAUACAGAUGGGGAGACUGACGAGAAGAAUCAAAGGACCACCGAGGCCCAGGAGGAGCGACCGUCGAGGGCGCGGGUGUCAGAGGAACAGAAGCGGCUUAUCCGGAAGGUGCAUGUUAAUACAGGACAUCCGCCUAUGGAGAGAUUCUUGCGGACCAUGCGAGCUGCCGGCGCCCUUCCGCAUGUGCUUGAGUACAUUCGUGACCACUUCAAGUGCGACGAUUGCGAGGUCAAGAUGAGAGCUGACUCCCGCCGACGGGCGCAAUGUCCACGGCUGUAUGCCUUCAAUCGGGUGUUGUCCGUGGACAUCAUGUACCUCCGCUUCCAGGAGAAGCAAGUCCCCAUCAUGAAUCUGGUCUGCACGGGCACCAAUUAUCAUGUUGCAGUUCGCGUUCCCAACACAAGCGGGACGCCAAGUUCCUCAGCAGCAUGGAAGGUCUUUUUAGAGACUUGGGUGAGAUACAUUGGAGCGCCAAGCCUAGUCAUCAGUGAUGGGGGCAAUGAGUUUAAGGGAGCCUUCGAGCGAGGGUUGGAGCAGCUAGGAUGUCUGCAACAUGUUUGUGCCGCAGAGAGCCCGUGGCAGAAUGCCAAGUCAGAACGACAUGGCAGGUGGUUGAAGAGGAGGCUCACGCAAGAGGUGGAGUCCGGCAGGUGCAUCUUCGACAGCCUCGAGGAGCUGGACGAGUUCCUGGCGCAGAUCACGGCCGCCAAGAACCGUUGGUUCAAUCAAGGAGGGCACUCGCCGGUGCAAUUGGUUUUCGGUGAGCUGCCCCGUGUGUCCGCUGAGUUGCUGAGUGAUGGGCCCGGAGGACUUCAGCCGUUGUCUGACUCACUACAUGAUCCCGCAGGAGGAGACGAGAUUGGCGUGGAGUUCGGACGGAGGAUGGCUCUUCGUGACCGUGCCAGGCAGCUAGCGAUGGAACAGGACUCCAAGGAGGCCAUUCGGAAGGCAGUGAAGACUCCCACCAGCCCAACACGCAGGUGGAACAUUGGACAAUGGGUCUACGUGUUUCGCCGGGCCAAGCCUGGAGACACGCUCCACCCCACCUCGCGUUGGGUUGGGCCAGGGUUGGUGAUCAUGAAUUCCCAAGGGAUCGUAUGGGUCGCGAUGCGGACCAGGCUGUGGAGGUGUUCAUCCGAACAGCUGCGACCGGCCUUCCCGUCGGAAGUUCUUGGGAGUCAGCUGAGCUCUGAUCCGGAAUUAGCUGAGCUGCUGCGCAAGGUCACCUCGAACACACGAGCCGGUGCAGUAGAUGUUGCUCGCGAGGGCCCUCCACCUGGGAGUGGAGAUCAUCAUGCUCCUGUGGAGCGACUCGAGCCCGAGGGGCUCCCCGUUGAUGUACCACCUGAGGCAAGAUCGCGAGAGAGAGCUAUGCCUCCCGGCGUGAUGCCAGGAGCUCCAGAAAACUUCAUCCCCGUUUCGCCUGGGCUGGUUGGACCACAAGGAAUGCCGCCGCCACCGAACACAGAAGCUAUUCCCCCUGAGGGAGUACAUUCCACGGCUACCUCACGGAGAUCAUCGUUGGAGGAACCCGCACAAGAGCCUGAAAUCCCGGCUCAUAUGGAGCCGAUUCCCGAGGAGAUGUCACCUGGGGAAGCAGCCGAAGGCCAGGAACCUCCUCCUCCGAAGGUCCCAAGGACGGAUGAAGGGCCUAGAGCCCCAGGGACGCCCAUCCACCAACUGCUGCGAGUGAUUCGGUCUCGAAGGAACUUUGAGGAUUCUGGCAGGACCACCGAGUCCGAACAGCGGGAGACCUCGAGAUCACCUCGGAGAGAGAGUUCUGACCGAGAGUUGUUCUCAUGGUUCUCCAUGAACGAGGAGGGCAAGUUGCACCUCCUGGCCAAGCGCAACGACGAGAUCUCGCUCAAAGACCUGACGGCAGCCGAGGCCAAGAUGUUCGAGGAGUCUGACGCGAUCGAGUGGAAGGCGAUCUUGGACUCCAAGGCGGUCAGCGUGAUUCACGGGGCGGAGGCCUCGGCCGUGCGAGCGAAGUGGGGUGACCGCAUUCUCUCGUCGAGAAUGGUGCGGCGCAAGAAACCUCUCCCUGAGGAAAAUCAUUGGAAACCGAAAUCCCGAUGGUGUGUGGGGGGUCAUACAGACCCCGAUACCGGGACCCUGACAACCUUUGCACCGACACCUCAGGGUGAGGGGAUGAUGUCAUUCAUCCAAACCAGCCUGAACUUGAAGCAUCUCUUUUCCUUCACAGAUGUCAAGAAUGCGUUCUGCCAAUCGGACAAGAUUGCAAGGCAGGCUGGCCCCCUGUUCGCCGAACCAUGUGAUGGACUCCGACUCCCGCCAGGCUCGCUGAUCGUGCUUGACAUACCCGUUUACGGGCUUGACGACGCCCCAGCAUGCUGGAGGGCAACUGUAGUGGGAUACCUCGUGAAGGAGCUUGGAUACGUCAGGAACCUGGUCGAACCAUGUUGGUUCAUGAAGUUCGAGGAGGACAAUGAUGGAAAGCUUCAGAAUGUCUCGCAGAUCCUCCUCGAAGUUGACGACUUCAUCGUGACGGCCCUGCCGAGUCAUGAGAAGCAGGUCGAGGACAAGCUCCGGGGAAGGUUCGUCUUCGGGAAGUGGGACAAGGGCGCCGCCGAAUAUGCAGGGAGGCGCGUCCGUACCUUCCCAGACAAGGUCUUCAUCGACCAGGGCAAGUACAUCAGGGAGCAGGUCAGGCCAGUGCCUCUAGAAAAGCAUCGCAAACAGGAUCGCAAGGCCCGCCUGAACAACUCCGAGUUCCAGCUCCUUCGCUCGGCGAUCUACAAGGUGAAUUGGCUGGCGAAGGAGAGCAGGCCUGAGAUGGCAGGGCUAGCCUCUAUAAUGGCCUCGAGGCUCCCGGUCGCAACCAUUGACGACAUCUUCACUGUCAACAAGUGCAUCAAUCAUCUCCACAACACCGCCGACCGAGCUCUGAUCAUUUGGAGAUUUGAUCCCCGGGAGAUGGCCUUUGUGGUGGUGACUGACGCUGGUGGAAUCUCCAUCAGAGAGGGAGAGGAGGAUGCCGACGGGCUUCCAGUUGAUGCUACUCAGGGAGCCUGGGCAGUGAUCGCGACUGAGCAUCUUCCUGUCGGCCGUGAGCGUGUAAGGGGAUCACUUCUGGCAUGGCGGUCCAGCAAGCUGAAGAGGAAGGUGUUCUCAAGCUUCGGUGGAGAGGCUCAAGCUAUGUUGCAGGGAGUCAAUGAGGUGGACUGGCUGCAAGUGAUGGUCCGAGAUGCAGUGGCUCAUGACGUUCAGCUGCGGGACUGGCGAAACAGCCUCUCCCCCCACAUGCUUGUCCUUCGAGGAGAUUGCCAGUUGCGUGAGCGGCAGCAACAGUGUUCAGUCACCGAUGCGAAAUCACUGUUUGACUGUAUCCUGAAAGAACACCCUCGAGGCCGGCAAGACAGAAAGGCGGCACUCGAGCUCUCGAUCGUGGUCAAGGACUUGCAAGAAACGAAAUCCAUGGUGAGGUGGACUCCACACCAAAAGAACAUCGUCGACGGGCUCACCAAGUUCGACCCCCUCAAGAGCAACGGAGCCAUGGAGGACUUCGUCCGCCAGGGGAUGUUGAGUGCUGCCAAAGCGUUAGGAGCACCCGGAGGCUCCCAAGAGCAUCCCAAGAAGUCCAAAAUGCUGUGGCAAGCGCACGACUUGGAGACAAGGAACGGCCAGUUCAUCCGUUGUGACCAGGAGGUGCAAAGAGUUCUUGAUCCAGUGGCUCCUGCUGCAGCUUUAGAGGGGCUGGAAGCAACAGGAAACGACUUUGGUUCCCACGAUCUUUCGCAGGAUGGAAAGUACCACACGGAAACUUCGGCCUUGGGGAGGUUCCAGCAGGCCUUGGCGGAGCAGCGGGCAGAGCACGAGGCCAAGCUUGUGCAGUUACAAGCGCACUGGGAGGAACGGUUUGCGGAGGCAGUGUCCUUCUGGCAAAAAGCCUGGUCGACUACGGCUGCAGCGGUGAAAGAUUGCAACACUCAUUGCGUCAAGCUCAGCGAGGUGUUGGAAGCAUCCUUGGAUGAACUUGGUCAAAACAGUAUGGAGGUUACCUCUCUGACAUGCAGACUGCAGGUGUUGGAGGAGUCUGUCGGUCUUCCUCAGAGGCGAUCCGAGCUUGCAACCAGCCAGCAAGACAACGAGGUGGCACUCGAAGCUCUUCCCGGGACUCGCAUCCGUCUGGAAGGCCUCAGUGGGACCAGUGAUAGCUUCAAGCGCUUAUCCAGCGAGCUGGCCCGAUUCGAACACGAGGUGUCAACACAUUCGCAGAAACUUCUAUCCGUUUCUCAUGUGACACUGGCGACGGAGGAUUGUCUGCCUGCGCAUUGUCAGACCGAUUCGUUCGCAGACUGGCGCAGUCUCAACGCAAUCAAGCAAGCUCCUUCCGUCGGACCGGCAUACAAGCCCAAGCCACAGACGACUGCUGGAGCAUUGCCACCCGCAGAUUGCCCGCAGGCCAGCAAAGGUGACAGAGUUCUACCUGGAGUUGGGCUCCUGCCGAGGGCAGCAGUAGGCGGCGCAUGUGCUGCCACAGAAGUUUCGGAGGUCCAGGCCCCGUCAGAUCAGAGGCACGAUGCCUUGACUGGGAGGACCUGA
Messenger RNA from Symbiodinium necroappetens, 8989 nucleotides. NCBI's taxonomy places the organism in Eukaryota, Dinophyceae, Suessiales, Symbiodiniaceae. The record is from the annotation of a GenBank genome assembly.